GCCCAUCGGCCGGAUCUAACACGGAGCGACAGUAUGGUAAUGCACAACCCAGCGGCUAUCGCAGUUCCAAUUCGGUCUGUGACCAACCUUGACGGUUGCGAUGUCAGCCAACAGUCCCGCCCCUCAUCCCCUCCAAUUGCAACCACUUUCUCCCGACCCCUAUAUUGUUAACCAUGCCUAUUACCCUCUCCACCUCCGCGGGUAACGGUUACGCCACUAGCAUGAAGGCCAGCGUGAAGCCCUCCAGCAACGGCAACGGGGUGAAGAAUGGUCAUGUCGAGCAUGCCCACCAGGCGUCUAGCUCCAGCCUUCUGAACCGGUUCAUUGACUCUUAUACUGAGUUGCAAGCGUACAAGGGCGGGAAGCCCGUCGUUGUGGAUGGCAAGACGCUAUCCAUCCCUGCUGUCACAGCCGCGGCGCGUUAUGGCGCUGCCGUGGCGCUCGACGAGAAGGAUGAGCUGAAGGAGCAAGUGGCGAAUAGCCGUGCCGUCAUUGUAGGCAAGGUGAACGCUGAAACCAGUGUUUACGGAGUAAGCACGGGCUUCGGCGGAAGCGCCGAUACACGUACAAAUGACCCGAUCAUGCUCGGCCAUGCCUUGCUUCAGCAUCAGCACGCCGGUGUGCUGCCGUCGCAAAUGGAUAGCCCCACAGCAGCUCUACCGCUGUUGGACCCCCUCGCGUCAACGAGCAUGCCUGAGGCGUGGGUCCGGGGCGCCAUUCUCAUCCGCAUGAACUCCCUUAUUCGCGGCCAUUCGGGUGUACGAUGGGAGCUCAUCGAGAAGAUGGGUUCUCUAUUGAAGGAGAACGUGACGCCCUUGGUUCCCAUGCGUGGUAGCAUCUCUGCGUCAGGAGAUCUGUCACCUCUGUCCUACAUUGCCGGCACCUUGAUUGGCAACCCCUCCAUCCGUGUCUUCGAUGGUCCGGCCAAGUUCGGCCACCGCCAGGUUGUGCCGUCCACUGAGGCUCUCGCUGCCCACGGCAUCGAGCCAAUCCCCCUCGCGUCCAAGGAACAUCUCGGUAUCCUAAACGGCACCGCAUUCUCAGCGUCCGUCGCGGCGCUCGCGCUGGAUGACGCCAUCCAUCUCACGAUGCUCGCCCACGUAUGCACAGCUAUGGGUGUCGAAGCUCUGCUCGGAGCGCAAGGUUCCUUCGAGCCGUUCAUCCACGACGUUGCUCGCCCGCACCCGGGUCAGGUGGAGUCGGCCGCACACAUCCGGCACCUGCUCGAGGGCACGCAGUUUGCCGUGACGAAGGAAGAGGAGCGCAGUAUCAAGGAUGAUGCUGGCGAGUUGCGCCAGGACCGCUACCCUCUGCGAACGGCGGCACAGUUCCUCGGCCCUCAGAUUGAGGAUAUCCUCCACGCGCUCGCCCAAAUCCAGCUUGAGUGCAACACCACGACGGACAACCCGCUCAUUGAGGCUGAGACGGACACCGUGCAUCAUGGCGGUAACUUCCAGGCUAUGGCCGUCACGAACGCCAUGGAGAAGACGCGCCUCGCCCUCCACCACAUUGGGAAGCUGCUGUUCUCGCAGUGCACCGAGAUCCUCAACCCCGCCAUGAACCGCGGUCUGCCACCUAGCGUCGCUGCGACCGACCCUUCGCUCAACUAUCAUGCCAAGGGAGUCGACAUCCACAUUGCGGCGUACACAGGCGAGCUGGGCUACCUCGCGAACCCUGUCUCAACGCACAUUCAGUCAGCGGAGAUGCACAACCAGGCUGUGAACUCCUUGGCUUUGAUCAGUGGUCGUGCGACCAUCAACUCGCUCGAGGUGCUGUCGCUGCUCACCGCCAGCUACCUCUACGCCCUCUGCCAGGCACUUGACCUCCGUGCGCUGCAGCACGAGUUCGAACAGGGCAUGAAGAAGAUCGUUGAGGAACAGCUCCCCGCCUUCUUCGGCAGCUCGCUCUCCCCGGCGCACCUCGAGACGGUCUUCAAUAUCACCUGGCCCGCGCUCCGCCAUGCUCUUGACGCAACCAGCACGAUGGACGCUGUCCCGCGUAUGCAGAAGGUUGCGGCGGCGAGCACCACGCCCAUCGUCGACUUCUGCCUCGCGAACGGUGCUGCAUCAGCGCUGACUAUAUUGACUUCGUUCCGCGACGCCGUAGCAGAACACAGCGCAGCCUUGCUCGCCGACCUCCGCAAGGCGUACCUCACCGGCGAGCGCGGUGCGGCACCUGCUGCUCAGUACUUGGGCAGGACGCGUGGGGUGUACGAGUUCAUCCGUGUGACGCUCGGCGUGCGCAUGCACGGUAAGGAGAACUUGGAUGGGUUCGCGGACGGCCCUGGCGUCACGGACGCGACCCUGGGCCAGAAUGUCUCUCUGAUCUACGAGUCUAUCCGGGAUGGCAAGAUGCAGGGCGUUGUUGUUGGGCUGUUCCAAUAGGGGAGGGACGGUACCGGUCGUUUUUAGAUCUGCGUCGAGGGUUCGUCUAUUUAUUGCAGAUAUUAUCAGUGUUUGUAGAGUAUCUGUGGAUGUAUCGUUAGACAAUACCAGAAUGAUAUCGGCUUUGCUAUGGAAA
Messenger RNA from Rhodofomes roseus, 2520 nucleotides. Its product is annotated as phenylalanine ammonia-lyase. The coding region runs from base 174 to 2384 and encodes 736 amino acids. NCBI's taxonomy places the organism in Eukaryota, Fungi, Basidiomycota, Agaricomycetes, Polyporales, Fomitopsidaceae. Gene Ontology annotation, biological process: L-phenylalanine catabolic process. The transcript has 7 exons. The record is from RefSeq and is a predicted model, not a curated record. Gene Ontology annotation, molecular function: ammonia-lyase activity. Gene Ontology annotation, cellular component: cytoplasm.